AUGGAACUAAUCUUUCAUUUAACGCUUCCUGAUACCCCGGUACCAGAUGGAUUGUCUGUUCAUCAGUUUUUGACUCAGUACAAUCCCGACAUGGUUGCAGCAGACAAUCCCAUUCUCGAGGAUUUGGGCUUUCCUUACAAGAAGUUGACAUAUGGUGGUCUUCGAGCUCAAGCUGCCGUCGGCGCUGCUGCUUUAGUGAACCGGUACGGCUCUGCAGCCGGAUUUCUCUUUUUUGUUAGUAGUUCUCAACAUGAUCAUCAUGGCUGCAUCGCUGAAGACCCAACCCCCCGUGGUAACUGUUAUGUGGAUGGGUGGGGUUGUUGGUCAGGUGCAGAGCUUGCUCAUGCGAUAGCUACUAUUGAGCCGACCAUCAUUGCUUGUGAGGCUGAAUUUACUGGGCGGGUAAAAGAGGCUCUACAAAUGAAACAGGGCCCUCCAUUCAUGCCCCAAAUUGUGGAAUUGGGGGACCGCGAUGGAUCUGCAAGCCAAACCACCGAUGCCUGGCUCAACAAUUGUGACGCUCGCGAGGUUUUCUUUGCACCAUUCCCACAUAUGAUCGGUGCCUUGGGCGCCGUUUUGUUCCCCGCUUACAUGGGUUCCUACGUUGCUGCAAUGAGAAAUUUCACCCUUCCUAGUUACAUCAAAGCAUGUGCAAAGGUGAAGGCUACGACACUGAAGGUUGUUCCGAGUGUUGCUGUUGCGUUUGCCCAGCAUCCACUUGUGAAGGAACUGGACUUGAGCAGUAUUAAAUACAUACUCAGUGCUGGUGCUACCCUCCAGCCGGAAGUUGUACGAAAAAUGCAGGAGUUACUCAAAGGCGUAUGUUUCGUGCAAACGUACGGAAUGAGCGAGACAAUCAUCUGUAAACUUCCUCACAACAAGUCGAUUGAGAAAGUGGGCAGCGUCAGCCGUUUACUCUCUGGGGUGAAAAUUCGCAUUGUCGACGAAAAGCUUCAAGAUGUUGAGCCGGGUACUCCAGGCGAGGUACUGACCAAAGCGCCAACAGUUUUCAUGGGAUACCGAAACAAUACCGAAGCAACAAAUGAAUCCUUCCACAAUGACUGGCUUCGAACUGGAGACGUUCUCUCUAUGGAUGCAGAUGGGUUUCUCUGGUUCCAUGAACGCCAAAAGGAGUUGAUCAAAGUCCAAGAUAACCAAGUUGCUCCUUCAGAGCUCGAAGGCAUUUUUAGCGCCCAUCCCAAAGUACUAGAAGCAGCAGUUUGUGGCUACUUUGAUGAGAGUCGCCAAACAGAUUGGCCAAUUGGCUACGUGACUCUCAUUGCUUCAGUUCCGGAGAAUGAGCGUCAGGCUCUUCUCGAUGAAAUUCACGCUUGGUUCGAGGGUCAAGUAGCAACAUACAAGAAGCUUCGAGGUGGUCUGCACCACAUUGAUGAGCUGCCGAGAAACCCGACGGGCAAGCUGAUGCGUGGGCAACUCCCCAUUAAGCUAGUGGCAAAGAGGGAAAACAAGAUGUAA
Penicillium vulpinum is the source of this 1476-nucleotide messenger RNA. RefSeq lists its product as uncharacterized. The record is from RefSeq and is a predicted model, not a curated record. Lineage: Eukaryota; Fungi; Ascomycota; Eurotiomycetes; Eurotiales; Aspergillaceae. Gene Ontology annotation, biological process: secondary metabolic process. Bases 1 to 1476 code for a protein of 491 amino acids. Gene Ontology annotation, molecular function: CoA-ligase activity. The transcript has 9 exons.